This is a messenger RNA of Moesziomyces aphidis, 5358 nucleotides long. Lineage: Eukaryota; Fungi; Basidiomycota; Ustilaginomycetes; Ustilaginales; Ustilaginaceae. The record is from the annotation of a GenBank genome assembly.
AUGCCUCUCCACCACAUCCAUCGUCGCUGCCGCGGCCUACGAAGCCAUCUGCUUUGCAUCCAACACUCCUAUCGCUUCGCAGACCCAGCUCGCAUCCUGCCAACAUCCGCAAAGGCACCCCCAAAAGCCGAACUCGUCCAAACUUGGCCUCUCACCUCCUCGUUUCGCCAGCUCUUUGCUGCGUCCUUCCUCACAAUGGCUUCGGCUCAGUCGGCUGCCUCGCAGCCAGCGCAGCCCGUGCUCAGGACAAAAACGCCCUCCUACCACGCCCCGCCAUCCACCGACAAACUCUCGGGCGCCACCAUCCACACCCUCCGCUGCCUCGACACCCCCAUCCAUCUCGGCUACCACCUCAUCCCGCACAUCGCAAAGACCCUUCUGGCUACCCUCCCCUCCUCCACCUACGUCCUCAUCACCGACCAGAACCUCGAGUCCAGAUGCAGCGUCACCACCGCCUUCCGCAGAGAGUUCGAAAAGGCCGCCGACGCCCUCAACUCCACCCACACCUGGAGGCUCCUCACCAAGGUCAUCCCUCCGGGCGAGGGCUCCAAGUCGCGUGAGGGCAAGAACGACAUCGAAGACUGGAUGCUCGAGAACCGCGUCACUCGCGACGCUGUCGUACUCGCCGUCGGCGGCGGUGUGAUUGGCGACCUCGUCGGCUUCGUCGCAGCCACCUUCAUGCGUGGUCUCAAGUUUGUUCAGAUCCCCACCACCCUCCUCGCCAUGGUCGACUCGGCCGUCGGCGGCAAGACCGCCAUCGACCACCCGCUCGGCAAGAACCUCAUCGGCAGCUUCCACCAGCCGAACUACGUCUUCAUCGACGCUGCCUGGCUCAAGACCCUCCCGCCCCGAGAGUUCAGCAACGGCAUGGCUGAGGUGGUCAAGACAGCCGCCAUCUGGGACCCCAUCGACUUUGCCAAGCUCGAGUCCAGCGCUCCCGCCAUCCGCUCCGCCGUCCUUGGGCCCUUCGCCUCCGACGCCCCGCUCGACCAGGGCAGGACCCUCGACACGCGCACCGAAUCCCAGUCGCUCUUGCUCGACGUCAUCCGCGGCUCCGUCGGCGUCAAGGCGCACAUCGUCACCAUCGACGAAAAGGAGACCGGCCUUCGCAACCUUGUCAACUUUGGCCACACUAUCGGCCACGCCAUCGAGGCCGUCCUCACCCCCGAGAUGCUCCACGGCGAGUGCGUCUCCAUCGGCAUGAUCCUCGAGGCAGAGGUCGCGCGCUACAUGCACGGCCUCAGCCAGGUCGCCAUCGGUCGCCUCACUCGCUGCCUCAAGGAGUACGACCUCCCUGUCUCGCUCUCCGACUCCCGCGUCACCCGCCUUCCCAGGUCCCUCGACGUCACCGUCGACCGCCUCCUCGACAUCAUGAAGGUCGACAAGAAGAACUCGGGCUCCAACAAGAAGAUCGUCCUUCUUAACUCCAUCGGCGACACCGUCGAAGACAUGGCCUCCACCGUCAGCGACGACAUCAUCCGCCGCGUUCUCUCCCUCGGCGCCACCGUCACGCCCAUCCUCGAGCAGCCCAACAACGCCAAGGUCACCCUCUCCACUCCAGGCUCCAAAUCCAUCUCCAACCGCGCGCUUGUCCUCGCUGCUCUUGCCGGCAACACCUGCCGACUCCGCAACAUGCUUCACUCGGACGACACCCAGGUCAUGAUGGCCGGUCUCACAGACCUCCACGCCGCUCGCUUCGAGUUCGAGGACGGAGGAGAGACCAUCGUCGUCCACGGCAACAACGGCGACCUCCGUCGCCCCGCCAACAACAAGCACAUCUACCUCCAGAACGCAGGUACCGCUGCACGCUUCAUGGCCACCGUCGUCACCCUCGUCGGAAACGACGGCACCCAGGAUCCCGUCGUCAUCACCGGCAACAAGCGCAUGAAGGAGCGCCCCAUCGGUGCCCUCGUCGACGCCCUCCGAUCCAACGGCACCUCGAUCGACUACCUCGAGGGCCAGGGCUGCCUGCCUCUCGCCGUCAAGGGAACCGCCAGCGGCUUUAAGGGCGGCAAGAUCCAGCUCUCGGCCACCAUCUCGUCCCAGUACGUCUCGUCCAUCCUCCUCUGCGCGCCCUACGCCGCCGAAGAGGUCGUGCUCGAGCUCGUCGGCGGUCAGGUCAUCUCGCAGCUUUACAUCGACAUGACUAUCGCCAUGAUGGCCACCUUCGGCAUCAAGGUCGAGCGCCUCGCAGAUCCUGCCACCGGCCGCCUCUCCAACACCUACCGCAUCCCCAAGGGCCGCUACGUCUCGCCCGCCGUCUACGACAUCGAGAGCGACGCCAGCAGUGCCACCUACCCGCUGGCCAUCGCCGCCAUCACGGGCACCGAGUGCACCGUCCCCAACAUCGGCUCCGCCUCUCUCCAGGGUGACGCCCGCUUCGCCAAGGAGGUGCUCGAGCCCAUGGGCUGCACCGUCGUCCAGACCGCCACAUCCACCACCGUCGUUGGACCCAAGGUCGGUAACCUGCGCCAGAUUGGCCUGGUCGACAUGGAGCCUAUGACCGACGCCUUCCUCACUGCCUCGGUCCUCCUCGCCGUCGCUGCCCAGCCGCCGGCGAACGGCUCCACCUCGACUGCUCGCCCGUCUACGCGCAUCACCGGCAUCGCAAACCAGCGCGUCAAGGAGUGCAACCGCAUCCGUGCCAUGAUGGACGAGCUCGCCAAGUUCGGCGUCGACACCAAAGAGCACGAGGAUGGCCUCGAGAUCUUUGGCAUCGACUACCGUCAGCUCCGCCCCGACGUUCGUGUCCACUGCUACGACGACCAUCGCGUCGCCAUGGCCUUCUCCGUGCUCGCAAGCUUGGCUCCCGGUGCCAUUCUCGAGGAGAAGCGCUGUGUCGAGAAGACCUGGCCCAACUGGUGGGAUGACCUCGAGCGCAAGCUUGGCAUCCGUGCCCAUGGCGUCGAUCCCGAGUGCUCGCCCAGCCUCUGCAUCUCGCCUUCUCAUUUCAGCAAGGCGAGUGUGGCCAAGCCAAGCGCCAACGGCAAGCAGCCUGCCUCACUCGCCGAGUUUGCCGGCGGCCGCACGCUGCUCCCGCGCAAAUACAGCAAAGAUGCUACGAUCAUUUGCAUCGGCAUGCGUGCCUCGGGCAAGACUUUCCUCGGCGCAAUCGGCGCUGCUGCGCUUGGACGAACCUUCCUCGACGCCGAUGUCGUCUUCAACGAGAAGCUAGGUGUCAAGGAUGGCCUGGGUGACUAUGUCAAGCAGUACGGCUGGCCUGCUUUCCGUCAGAAAGAGCUCGAGGUGCUCGAGGAGUUGAUGCACCGCCAUCCUACCGGCGCGCUUAUCUCGCUUGGUGGCGGCGUCGUCGAGACCGAGGCGUGCCGCAACAUCUUGGCCGACUACGCCAAGAACCGAGGCCCCGUGGUGUACAUUGUGCGAGACACGGAUGCCAUCGUCAACUUCCUCUCUACCAGCGAUCGCCCUGCUUAUGGCGAGCCCAUCAUGGACGUCUUCCGUCGUCGCGACCCCUGGUUCCGCGAGUGCUCGUCCUUUGAGCUCGUCUCGUACUCGGAAGGCGAGCUGCUGGCCGUCCAGCCGUCCGCGAUUAACGUGCCCGACCCGUCCUUCACGAUCCAGAAGCGUUUCGGACUCGAGUCCGAGGUGGCGCGAUUCUUCAAGUUCGUCACGGGACAGGAUACGAACCAGGUCAACGAUCUGGUCGUUGACAGCCGCAACGCCGGCCGUCGCACCUACUUUCUCAGCCUCACCUUCCCCGAUGUCGUGCCCAAGCUCGAGUUGAUCAGGAGCAUGGAGUCGGGUGCGGAUGCGCUCGAGUUCCGUGCUGACCUACUCAAUGCCUCCGGCGAGCCUGUCACCUCGCCCCAGCUGCCUGAUGUCGAGUACGUCAAGAGUCAGCUUGCAGCCCUGCGACACCGCACAUCGCUGCCGAUCGUCUUCACCGUGCGCACGCACUCGCAGGGCGGUAUGUUCCCCGACGGCUACCAGAAGGAGUACUUUGAGCUCAUCAGCGUCGCCCUCCGCCACUGCUGCGAGUACGUCGACCUGGAGCUCGGCUGGGACGACGAUGCGCUGGCUGCUGUCGUGGCCGCCAAGGGCUCCAGCCAGAUCAUUGGCUCGUUCCACGACUGGAGCGGAAAGCUCGACUGGGAGAGCGACGCCACGGCCAAGAUCUACGAGCGUGCCUGCCGCUUCGGCGACAUUGCCAAGAUCAUCGGCAAGGCCAACUCGAUGGACGACAACUACAGCCUCGAGCGCUUCCGCACCAAGGUGUCGGCGUCAGCUACCAAGCCGUUGCUCGCGGUCAACAUGGGUGCGGCGGGUCAGUUCAGCAGGAUCGUCAACCCCGUCUUCACGCCCAUCACGCACGAGGCCAUGCCUUUCAAGGCGGCUCCGGGCCAGCUCUCGUUCCGUGAAGUUCAGAACGCUCUGACGCUGAUCGGCAAGACCGAGCCGCAGCAGUUCGCGCUGUUCGGCAACCCUAUUGGCCACAGUCUGAGCCCGCUGCUGCACAACACCGGGUUUGCAGCGCUCGGACUGCCGCACCACUACCAGCUGCUCCAGACGCGCGAGGUCGGAGAGACCCUGGACGCCUUCGUGCACGCUCCGAACUUUGGCGGCGCCAGCGUCACCAUCCCGCACAAGAUCGCCAUCAUUCGACUGCUCGACCGCGUGACGGACGAGGCCAAGGCGAUCGGCGCGGUCAACACGGUAAUCCCCGUGCGCGACGCCAUGGGCAAAGUCACGUCGCUCGUGGGUGACAAUACGGACUGGAUCGCGAUCGAGACGCUUGCGAGGCGCUCGCUGCGCACCGUGCACCUGGCCAACCCCAAGCUGACGGGUCUGGUGAUUGGUGCUGGUGGCUCUGCGCGUGCUGCGAUCUUUGCCCUCUACCGCCUUGGUGUCAAGCGCAUCCUGCUCUACAACCGCACGUAUGCCAACGCCGAGUCGCUGGUCAGGGUCCUGCCCGUCGAGUGGAACGUCGAGGUGCUGUCGUCGCUCGACGAGAUUGCAGCCUUGGCGCCCGAGGAGGCGCCUAGCGUCGUCGUUUCCAACAUCCCUGCCGAGGGUACUACGCUUGACAGCGCUGCCAAGGGACUGAUCUACCUGCCGCCGUCCAUCCUGCGCAACCCGGCAGGCGGCGUGGCAAUCGACAUGAGCUACAAGCCGUACUCGACGAGCCUGCUCCAGCUUGCGCAGCAGGUCAACACGCAGACCGAGCUUGCGAUCGGCACGAACACGACCAAGGCGCCCAGCAGGAAGCUCUGGUCCACGUGCCCCGGCAUCACGAUCCUGCUCGAGCAGGGAUGCCACCAGUUCAAGCGCUGGACCGGUCGCGAGGCGCCCAGGGCGCAGAUUGAGCAUGCCGCCUGGGAGGAGUACCUCCAGCGAUAG